This is a messenger RNA of Pseudovirgaria hyperparasitica, 2427 nucleotides long. RefSeq lists its product as uncharacterized. The record is from RefSeq and is a predicted model, not a curated record. Gene Ontology annotation, cellular component: nucleus. The coding region runs from base 103 to 2211 and encodes 702 amino acids. The transcript has a single exon. Gene Ontology annotation, biological process: regulation of transcription by RNA polymerase II; DNA-templated transcription. Gene Ontology annotation, molecular function: zinc ion binding; RNA polymerase II cis-regulatory region sequence-specific DNA binding; DNA-binding transcription activator activity, RNA polymerase II-specific. NCBI's taxonomy places the organism in Eukaryota, Fungi, Ascomycota, Dothideomycetes, Acrospermales, Acrospermaceae.
AUCCUGCCAUGUGAGAAGACGUAUUAUGAAGGAUCCUUUAUUAACGUGCCUUCAAGGGCCAACGGUACAUGGGGUCUUCGUAUUGUCACUCGAUCCGCGGCCAUGAUGGAAGAUCAACCUUCGAGGAAGAGACGAAGGAAAAUCUGGUCUUGUUCACAAUGUCGUAAGCAAAAGCUCUCCUGCGACCGUAAGCAACCGGUAUGUGGCCGCUGCAUCAAGACCGGGCGACCAGACAAAUGUCUUUACGUUGAGGAGGCACCUCGGAAAACUGUAUCUGCAUCCGCACCUGGAGACAGCGAAUUAGAUUGGCUAGCUCGAGUACCAAACGUCCGAUCCAGCCAAGAAGCACCUAGCAAUGGUACAAACAGCAUCCUCCCCAGACUCGGCGCUGUUGAAAAUGGUGCCACCAAAGAGGCACAAAGAAAGCCACUCGAUAUACAUCCGACCAAUAAGGUUGUUCCGGAAUUCGGUAUUGAUGAUAGGGAUGCAUCGCAGACAUUAUGUGUGAACCGCCACAACACCAUCUUCCGCGGCUCCUCUUUUCGAACUCGAUUCUAUGGUCGAACGCAUUCUGGAUGCAUGGUUGAGUCUAUACCAGGCCUUCUUGCCUUCGCCCGAGACGCUUUCAAGGCAUUUCCGGUCCUCGAUCAUGUGCGGCGAGAUGCUCUAUCUUUGAAUGCGCUGGCGCAAUACGACCACAACAUGCAUUCGUCUGUUGCUAGUUUGGAUCUCAGAGCCUUGCUACCAAAAAAAGACGAGACUGACCGGCUAGUACAGUCGUACCUCGAUACAUUCGACCACGUAUAUCAUGUCAUACACCUACCAACUUUCGAGUCGGAAUAUGCGACUCUAUGGCAAACCGAGCAGGAAGCUGGGAUACAGGUCGUCGUCACCACAUUAAUCAUAAUCGCAAUUGCAAAGCAUUUGAGAGUCUCUGCAACAAAUGGGUCGGACCACACCACAAAACCUGCUCGUACAGAAGCCGCGACGAUACUAGAGGCUUGCGAAAGAUGGGUUCAAGCCAGAAGCUCUAGGUUUGUGACCAUGAACGACUUCCAGAUCGGCUUUCUCCUCCUCUGGGCCCAGCAACUGCACGGCAGGAAAUGCAAGCGCACGUGGGCCAAUGCCGGGAGGUUUCUUCGAAUCUGCAUGUGCGCAGGUCUGCAUCGCGAUCCUAGUCGUCUCGCGGAAAGUGAGUCCACGGUCGAGAUGGAAAUGCGUCGUCGCAUAUGGGCAGCGGCCGCGGAGUUUGAGCUUCAAGCUGCGUUUGAGCAUGGGAUGUCGCCGAUCCCAUGGACUGGCCAAAGUGACGUUUCAGCUCCGAGCAAUAAUAGUGAUGAUGAGCUCCGACGUCCUCGAGAGGUAUACACCAAGUCAUCUUAUUUGGCAAUAGCAGGAGAGAGUUUAAGCCUUCGGCAUCGCUUGGGAACUUUGCUGAACGACAUCCACCAUGAGAACGAUUAUGACCAGGCAAGGCAAGUUACGGAGGAGUUGCAAGCGCAUAUUCGUGCUAUUCCAUCUUCUUCCGUUCGUAUACAUGCACUGCUAUCCAUACAAUUGUAUCAAUACAUGCUCGUUGUACAUGAGCAGCAGUUGAAGCAUCGCGCUUCUCCGAUGGCAGUCAUGACUUCGCGGCAUGUCAUGAUAGAUGCUGCUAGGAAGGUCAUGGACUGCCACAAAGCAGUCGUGCUCAAAGGUGAUUACAUCGUCGAGCUGAUGAUGCACGACCACGUGCGAGCAGCGCUAUCUGCUUGCCUCGUGUACUUCGUGGACCCAACAGCAGACAGCAUAUUGAACGCCGCCAUCGAAGAGCACGCAAUGUCAGUAGUAACAGAUGCCCUCCAGAUGGUCAAUGAAAAAGUCAUAAAUUCCGAAGGCGACGAGAGACAUCUCUGGCUGAUCGGAGUAGCACAAGGACUCAUGAAGGCAGACAAGUCCGCAGAGAAAAGGCAGCUUUUCUUGAAGGACGCAGUAGACCUGCUGAUCAGCGCGAAGCAACGGAUCGACGAAGCACCUUCGAAAGAAAGACGGCUCCUCCCAGUGACAACACAGGAUGAAGUACCAGGCCCGUCGUCUGACGCCAACACGGCCUCGAACGGCGCACACGACGCCUUCCCAGACAUGGACUUUGCAGACAUCCCAUGCACGGGCGAUUUCGAGAAUUGGAUGUUUGAAGACUGGGGGUUUGAUCUUGCGCCUGUGCCGUUUUGAGUACGAGUGUUGGUUUCAUCCCGCCAUCUGUUGUGUUUCAUAGAGGGUGUUUGAGGCACUUCGGGAACGUCUAUCACGGCUUUCUUUAAUCCUGGAAAUACCCAGGUUAAUUAACACAGCGGCCAAAUGCUCGCUGUUAGCCCAAGGGGCUCUUCUGUAAGAUGGCACUGUAUCCCUGCUUACUCGGCCUCAAGCCGUCUGCGUACUAAAAUCUUU